Messenger RNA from Mus musculus (house mouse), 2507 nucleotides. RefSeq names its product crystallin, zeta (gene Cryz). Gene Ontology annotation, molecular function: quinone reductase (NADPH) activity; mRNA 3'-UTR binding; oxidoreductase activity. Gene Ontology annotation, biological process: xenobiotic catabolic process; protein homotetramerization; mRNA stabilization. The transcript is spliced from 9 exons. The coding region runs from base 588 to 1583 and encodes 331 amino acids. Lineage: Eukaryota; Metazoa; Chordata; Mammalia; Rodentia; Muridae. The record is from RefSeq and is marked validated. Gene Ontology annotation, cellular component: cytosol.
GAGCGUGACCGAAGGGACUUGGAGACUCGAGCUCCUCCAGCGCUCUGUAAAUCCAAUCCCCAGCCUUCGCCACUUAAGCUAGCUCCACCAUCACCCGGAGGACGCAUUAGCAUUGCACAGCCUCCCCCGGCCCGGGCCUCACCCCGUCCAGAAGGAGGAUGCGCCCUGCGCAGGAGCUGGUGGUGAAAAACUCUUCCCGCGAGUUCAGGAGCUCCACCACCUCCACCGCGUCCUCGUCCACACUGCCCUUGCGGCUAAGGUCCGCCUUGCUCAGACUCUGCGCCUUCCACCGGCCGAACUCCGCGCUACGGUCCAUGAGCGAGCGAGCGAGCUGGGGUCGGCUUUCUGCUCUGGAAUGCGCCUUCUUCUCCAUGGGCGCAGCCAUAUUGCCGCCACGGUGGCCGGAGAGGACCAAAGUUCCCCAUUGGCGCAACCAGGAGCAAGACGUGCGCCGCCAGACCGUACAGGCGUAAACCGAGAGGGGGAGCCUAGCGAAGUUAGGGAAAGCCAGCCCACCUCUUUCCCCACAGACCUUCUGGAGCUUAGGAGGUUUUGUUUCCUACUCUAGAGGAGGCCUCUAGGUCGCCAUGGCAACUGGGCAGAAGUUGAUGAGGGCUAUUCGAGUGUUUGAGUUUGGUGGACCAGAAGUGCUGAAGCUCCAGUCGGAUGUGGUCGUGCCUGUUCCACAGAGCCAUCAGGUCCUAAUCAAAGUCCACGCCUGCGGUGUCAACCCAGUAGAGACAUACAUUCGCUCUGGGGCCUACAGUCGAAAACCUGCCCUACCCUACACUCCAGGCUCUGAUGUGGCUGGGAUCAUAGAAUCCGUUGGAGACAAAGUGUCUGCUUUCAAGAAAGGCGACAGGGUCUUCUGCUACAGCACCGUCUCUGGUGGCUACGCGGAAUUUGCUCUUGCAGCCGAUGACACUAUCUACCCCCUGCCCGAGACACUGAACUUCAGGCAGGGGGCUGCCCUGGGGAUCCCGUACUUCACGGCCUGCCGAGCUCUGUUCCACAGUGCCCGUGCUCGAGCUGGCGAAAGCGUUUUGGUUCAUGGGGCCAGUGGAGGAGUUGGAUUAGCUACAUGCCAGAUUGCCAGAGCUCAUGGCUUAAAGGUUUUGGGCACAGCUGGUUCUGAGGAAGGAAAAAAGCUUGUUCUGCAAAACGGAGCCCACGAAGUGUUUAAUCACAAAGAAGCCAACUAUAUUGAUAAAAUCAAGAUGUCUGUUGGUGACAAGGACAAGGGGGUUGAUGUGAUUAUUGAGAUGCUGGCGAAUGAGAACCUUAGCAAUGACCUGAAGCUUCUGUCCCACGGAGGACGGGUCGUCGUUGUUGGCUGUCGAGGUCCCAUUGAGAUAAACCCAAGGGACACCAUGGCAAAAGAAACAAGCAUCAUUGGGGUCUCUCUCUCUUCUUCCACCAAGGAGGAAUUUCAACAAUUCGCAGGCCUUCUCCAAGCAGGAAUAGAAAAAGGUUGGGUGAAACCUGUGAUAGGUUCUGAGUAUCCAUUGGAGAAAGCAGCCCAGGCCCACGAAGAUAUCAUUCACGGCAGUGGGAAGACGGGGAAAAUGAUUCUCCUCUUAUGAGACCUGUGUCACUGGGCUCCUUCUUCCUCAAGUCUCUGCACCACCAUCUUUAAACAGUGUUAUUUGAUUGAGGUUCACGUAUUAAAAACAGGACUUUAGGGAGUAGACACAGUGAGUGACAUAAUUGCAGAGAGCAGGUGUGCCCAAUGGGGUCUGCGUGCAUCACAAAACUCUUUUCUUCCUUUUUCUUCAUUUUCUUAGUUUGGUUGGAUGUUUUUGUUUUGUGCUUGAGACAGGAUCAUUCUCUGUAGUUCAUGCUGGCCGUGAACUCACAGUGAUCUUUCUGCCUCAGCCGUCUAAAUGCUGGGAUAAUCAGUAGUGAUGCACACUACCACACACAGCUUCAUCUCAGACCUUCUUGUCUGAUUAAGUUCAGACCUUUGAAUAAAAUGUACAAGUUCAAAAUGGUCCUCUACUGACCUUCCUGGGCUCCCAAGCCUGCUACUCUUUAGGGAGUCACCUGCCCCCUCAGCCAUGGCUGUCUUGGGCCCUGAAGACUUUCUGGGCUGAAAAAUAUCCUUUUAAAACUAAUGUCAUCUCAGUCUGUAAGCCUCUGGAAAGCUUCGGCAAAAAUGAGCAAUACUUGGGAGACCUCCCAGUCAGCUUUCCUAACAUUUUUGAGAAUAUCAGAAUACUGCAUGCCGGUCACCAGCCACCUGUAGUCUGGGGGGUCAGCAGCCACCUGUAGUCUGGGAGGUCACCAGCUACCUGUAGUCUGGGAGGUCAGCAGCCUUAUCCUGGGUCUGUGGUCUUCAGUAUGGUCACCCAUCAAAUGCUUCAUGGUCACUUAUAGUUUGCUGUAUAUGUGACAUGAGUCUCAUAGUUUCACUUAAAAUUGUAAGUUCACAAAUUUAACAUGUUAAGACCUGUCUGCUUUGGUUUUCAUAGUAUCUUAACCUGGAGUAAAUUCUGUAGAACACUGAA